Nomascus leucogenys (northern white-cheeked gibbon) is the source of this 1775-nucleotide messenger RNA. RefSeq names its product nocturnin (gene NOCT). Gene Ontology annotation, biological process: circadian rhythm. Gene Ontology annotation, molecular function: poly(A)-specific ribonuclease activity. The record is from RefSeq and is a predicted model, not a curated record. Lineage: Eukaryota; Metazoa; Chordata; Mammalia; Primates; Hylobatidae.
UCUUAUUUUAGACCGCCUACGGAUUCUACCCUAUAAAUCAGCCUAAGCCCUGCUUCCUUUUAAAACAGGAUUACGCCGGGUCGAGGGAGCCUGGCGUGGUCGCGCAGUGGCCGGGUCCCGCGGAUCCCCCUCCAGCUCCCGCUUGGUAGCGCCCGCUUUGUCAGCGCGCAGCGCUUGCCGGACGCCCUGCAGGUCUCGCCAGGUCUCACAGCAGACGGUGCCGACGCAGCGCUCUUGUGCCUCGCUCUCGGGCUCCGCUGCCCGGGAUUUCCCCAGGACCUGCGCCGCGCGAGAAGGAGCCUGGGAGCAUCCACCCAGACUGCCCGGACAGUCGGUUCGACUCGCUGCCCUCGGCCCCAGCCGGGCUCCGCUCCUCGGGCGCGCGAGGGGCCGCGGUGGUGGUGGCGGCGGCGCCCGGCAUGUUUCAUAGUCCGCGGCGGCUCUGCUCGGCCCUGCUGCAAAGGGACGCGCCCGGCCUGCGCCGCCUGCCUGCCCCAGGGCUGCGCCGCCCGUUGUCCCCGCCGGCGGCUGCUCCCAGGCUCGCAACCCCCCGGCUGCUGGCGGCGGCCUCGGCGGCCUCGGGCGCCGCGAGGUCGUGUUCCCGAACAGCGUGUUCCAUGGGAACCGGUACAAGCAGACUCUAUAGUGCUCUUGCCAAGACACUGAACAGCAGCGCUGCCUCCCAGCACCCAGAGUAUUUGGUGUCACCUGACCCAGAACAUCUGGAGCCCAUUGAUCCUAAAGAGCUUCUUGAGGAAUGCAGGGCCGUCCUGCAUACCCGACCUCCCCGGUUCCAGAGGGAUUUUGUGGAUCUGAGGACAGAUUGCCCUAGUACCCACCCACCUAUCAGGGUUAUGCAGUGGAACAUCCUCGCCCAAGCUCUUGGAGAAGGCAAAGACAACUUUGUACAAUGCCCUGUUGAAGCACUCAAAUGGGAAGAAAGGAAAUGUCUCAUCCUAGAAGAAAUCCUGGCCUACCAGCCUGAUAUAUUGUGCCUCCAAGAGGUGGACCACUAUUUUGACACCUUCCAGCCACUCCUCAGUAGACUAGGCUAUCAAGGCACGUUUUUCCCCAAACCCUGGUCACCUUGUCUAGAUGUAGAACACAACAAUGGACCAGAUGGUUGUGCCUUAUUUUUUCUUCAAAAUCGAUUCAAACUAGUCAACAGUGCCAAUAUUAGACUGACAGCCAUGACAUUGAAAACCAACCAGGUGGCCAUUGCACAGACCCUGGAGUGCAAGGAGUCAGGCCGACAGUUCUGCAUCGCUGUCACCCAUCUAAAAGCACGCACUGGCUGGGAGCGGUUUCGAUCAGCUCAAGGCUGUGACCUCCUUCAGAACCUGCAAAACAUCACCCAAGGAGCCAAGAUUCCCCUUAUUGUGUGUGGGGACUUCAAUGCAGAGCCAACAGAAGAGGUCUACAAACACUUUGCUUCCUCCAGCCUCAACCUGAACAGCGCCUACAAGCUGCUGAGUGCUGAUGGGCAGUCAGAACCCCCAUACACUACCUGGAAGAUCCGGACCUCAGGGGAGUGCAGGCACACCCUGGAUUACAUCUGGUAUUCUAAACAUGCUCUGAAUGUAAGGUCAGCUCUCGAUCUGCUCACUGAAGAACAGAUUGGACCCAACAGGUUACCUUCCUUCAAUUAUCCUUCAGACCACCUGUCUCUAGUGUGUGACUUCAGCUUUACUGAGGAACCUGAUGGACUUUCAUAAAUACUUGCUUUUGUCUUUUUAAUCACAAGAGUCUUUUUGUUUUGUUUUGUUUUUUUUGAG